UGGACAAUGAACGUAAAGCUCAGUCAGUCUCGUCCUUGCAUUUGGUCAGUUGACAAGAUGUAUAAAGUUUUCUUACUAGUCGCAAUGACUGCUCCAUUAUUUCCGGGGACAGUUCAGCUUCAUUGUUGCAUUCCUUCUCAGCUAGAAACUUAUGUUGAUGAACUGUCUUUUGUUCCUGGGGGUCGAGGAAGCACUGUUGUACAAAACAUGUCUUACGAUGCCGUGACUAAACGAAAAGCUUUCCAUGUUUUUGGUGAUUCAAUUCACGAUGAAUAUGACGUCAUUAUCGACUACCGGGCCAAUAUGUCAUAUUUGUGGGCCAAGGGGGUGUGUAACGUAACAUACGCAGGUCCUUUUCAUGAAAUUUGCUUUACAGGGGGAAAGUUGGUACGAAAAUCUUUCAUGGGAGUUUUUCCAGACAUCAUUAAACUAAACACUUAUUUGAUUUCGAGCGAGCGUUUCCGUUGGUCCAUCACUGUUGGCAAAACCUGCACUCCUGUUGAAUUGAGAAGACAAAACGACGAUUUUCUGAAUCUGAUGCGUUUCUACAAUAUGACUGUAGGAAUAAGAGAUGAAUCAGUUUUCACACCACCAAAAAUAUGUUCUAAAAAGGAAUCACGAGUACCAAAAACGUUCCAAACCCCUCUGUUUUAUCGAUCUACAGCGAUGCGUGGACAGUUCCCUUAAAUCUUCUGUUUAGGACCAAUAGUUGAUGGUUCUUUUUUAUGGUUAUGAUUUUAGAUUUUUUCUGGCAAUAUAAGUAAGGUGUAUAUACUGUUCGUUAAAAAAAAUAACUGUCUCAUGUUUCCGUUUUUAUUACAUUUUGUUCAUUUUCUUUAUAAACCACAAACCUAUCAUCAAAGAAAGGUUCAAAUCGUUAUAAAGCAUAUAUUUCAUGGUUUUAUAUCUCAUAAAUAAUACAUUUUUACCCAUGAUAUUGACACUAAUGAAAACAAAUAUUUAUUGUGGAUAAACAAAAUAUGAAAAUAUGAAAACAUUCCUCCAAACACUUAAAAAAAUUCAAAAUUACCAUUCCGGUAAUUUUUGUUAGCAAAGCAUCUAUUUUUUAACUUGCAUUGAAACUUGAAGAGAUACAUCGAAUGUUUCACAACCAAACUGUUGGAAUGUGUUCGUUCAAGUAAACAAUUGAAGUUUGGAGAUUUAAAAAUAUUUUAAUCUGACAGGAAUAUUUUGGGGUUGAAAAUGAUAGUAAAAAUAACACUAGGAACCCAGUAAGAACAAGAAUCAAAUAUGAAAAAUAUUAGCCAACAAUAAAUUUUGUUUAACUUUCCUUGAAAUGACUUAUUUCUAGUUUAUGUCUGUCUCGUUUUGGAUAUCACUCUUUUCGUACUAUAAUCUCAACAACAAAAAAUGAAGAUUAAAUUUUGAUUUAUUAAUUUAGUUCUGUAUUAUAGGUAUUAAAUAAAUUGAUCAAUUAUUUGCUUUUAAUUUGAUUAAAUAGAUGUACUCAUAAUUUUUACCCGGUGUGUUUUGUUUAAAUCAAUUAAAUCAAAAAUCAUUAAUCGUUAUAAAACGUAUUAACUUUUUUCAAUGCUUUCCUUUACUAACUGAAAAACCAGAUUGGUUCUAAAAACAGAUUUUUUUCAUUGUUUUUUUUUUUUUUUUUAGAGUUUUCUCAUGUUUGCAAAUUAUUAUUUAGAUAAAGAUAAAAUAAAUUGCGAUGCUAAAUGUAUUUUGAUGUUGGUUAGACAAGCUAUCAAUAUUAACUUGUUGAUAAUAACACGUGUCAAAUAAAUUUUAGAGAUAUCUUCUAGUAACUAUGGGGAAAUAUUCCAUUUUUCUAUCAAAAAAGUGAAAUUAAUCUCAAGGAAAAGUUCUGCUUUUCCUGUUUUUUCCUGUUGUAUGUAUCUUCAUUUCACGUUGGUUUGACUUUCUGUUAAAUCAUUUCAUCAAUUAAAAAUCCUAACGCCUUGUUAAUAAAGUAAUCUAAAAUUAAUAUCUUGUGACUAGAAAGAUUGAUGAGAGUGUAUCUGUUUACUUUAUGCUUCUUUUGUGUCAAAUAAAAGUAAACAGCGUUGCC
Magallana angulata is the source of this 2041-nucleotide messenger RNA. RefSeq lists its product as uncharacterized. Gene Ontology annotation, cellular component: extracellular region; lysosome. The record is from RefSeq and is a predicted model, not a curated record. Gene Ontology annotation, molecular function: calcium ion binding. Gene Ontology annotation, biological process: cell-matrix adhesion. The transcript has 6 exons. Bases 7 to 687 code for a protein of 226 amino acids. Lineage: Eukaryota; Metazoa; Mollusca; Bivalvia; Ostreida; Ostreidae.